AUGUCCUCUGGAUCCGCUUCGGAGCGCCAGUACGAGCACAUCCUCACCUCGCUGCCGUCCCCCGGCAUUGCCCUCAUCACGCUCAACCGUCCAAAGGCGCUCAACGCCUUAUCAUCCCCGCUUUUCGCGGAACUCAACGAAGCCCUGGCAGCCUUUGAUGCAGAUGACGGCGUCCGUGCAUUGGUGCUUACCGGCAGCGACCGUGCAUUCGCAGCGGGCGCUGACAUCAAGGAGAUGAAGGACAAGGAGUACUCGGAUGUCUACCAGAACCGCUUCAUCGAGAACUGGUCGCGCAUCACCCACCUCCGGAAGCCCAUCAUCGCCGCCGUCAGCGGCUAUGCGCUCGGCGGGGGCUGCGAGCUCGCCAUGAUGUGCGACAUCAUCCUCGCGUCGCCCACCGCCGUCUUCGGCCAGCCCGAGGUCAACAUCGGCAUCAUCCCCGGCGCCGGCGGGACCCAGCGGCUCGUGCGCGCGAUCGGCAAGUCGCGCGCGAUGGAGCUCGUGCUCACCGGCCGCCCGUUCAGCGCCGCCGAGGCCGCCGCGUGGGGGCUCGUCUCGCGCGUGUCGGAGGACGUGCUCGCGGACGCGCUCGCGCUCGCGGGCCAGAUCGCGGGCAAGGGCGCCGUCGCGGCGCAGGCGGCGAAGGAGGCCGUGAACGUCGCGUACGAGGGCAGCCUCGCGGAGGGGCUGCGCCAGGAGAGGCGGCUGUUCCACGGCAUGUUCGCGACGCGCGACCAGAAGGAGGGUAUGGCGGCGUUUGCGGAGAAGCGCAAGCCGACUUGGACCCACUCGUGA
This is a messenger RNA of Postia placenta MAD-698-R-SB12, 795 nucleotides long. RefSeq lists its product as hypothetical. Gene Ontology annotation, biological process: fatty acid beta-oxidation. Gene Ontology annotation, molecular function: enoyl-CoA hydratase activity. The record is from RefSeq and is a predicted model, not a curated record. Gene Ontology annotation, cellular component: mitochondrion. Bases 1 to 795 code for a protein of 264 amino acids. The transcript has 5 exons. Lineage: Eukaryota; Fungi; Basidiomycota; Agaricomycetes; Polyporales; Adustoporiaceae.